Molecule: messenger RNA, 765 nt
Organism: Lactuca virosa
Lineage: Eukaryota; Viridiplantae; Streptophyta; Magnoliopsida; Asterales; Asteraceae
Source: the annotation of a GenBank genome assembly
AUGUGCUAUUGCAAACGCCUUAUAGAAUUGUCAGAGCUCCCAUCAGGCAUAGCUGUUCUUAAAGCAAACAAUUGUAGCUCACUUGAAACAUUUGGAGAUAUUUCAAACUGUAAAUGGCUGUGGAAAGUCUCGUUUCGUGGGGCCAACAAAGUAGGUGAUCCACCUGAUGGUACAUUGCUAGACUCCAUGCUCAAGGUUUGGCUCUACGAGGGAAAUGCUUUUAAUGAUUACCGUAUCAGUGUCACUCUUCAACAUCAUAUUCCAAAGGGGAUUGUUGGUAGGCUCUUACGAGGGAACGCAUUUACACUGCGUCAUCUUCCAUGUAAUUGGUACAAUGAGUUUUGUGGGAUCUUAAUUCACGUUGUUACCUUCAAAGUAUUUCUAGAAAUUCAUAUAAUUAUCAAGCAGGAGGUCGAUGAAGUUUCUCGAUUUGAACUUCAACGGGAAUCUAGUGAAGAACUGGAGUCUGAAUAUGAUGGAACAAAGACAUAUGUGGGAUAUGUUUCCUUUAAUUCAUUGAGGGGCACUGCAUUCUUGAAUUCAACAUACAAUGUGAUUUUGAUUUCUCUACGCCAGCAUGGCUUUCCUUUUGGAGCUGCAGAUAGAAUAGGAGCUGCACUCGUUCCUAAAAAUGAUCAGGUGCAAACAACAAAACUCGAGACAGAUUGCUCAGAAUUUUGGGAUGAAGAUCAUUUUAGACCCACAUUUACGAUCAAACAAGAUUCAAAGUCAUGUAUUAAUAUUUUAUGGCGACCUAAUCAUUAG